Messenger RNA from Chelonus insularis, 2029 nucleotides. RefSeq names its product lachesin-like. The coding region runs from base 139 to 1563 and encodes 474 amino acids. The transcript has 9 exons. Gene Ontology annotation, cellular component: neuron projection. Lineage: Eukaryota; Metazoa; Arthropoda; Insecta; Hymenoptera; Braconidae. The record is from RefSeq and is a predicted model, not a curated record.
GGGAUGCGUCUAUCGUUAUGAGACAAGUCUUUACAUUAUCUCCCAGUGAUUAAUGCGCGUUGUAUGAUCAAAAAUAAUCAACAUAUGAUUCGAAUGAUUUGUGAUAGUCAACUAUAAUGCAACACCUUUUUUUUAAGAAUGAAGGUGGCAUGGCUAUUACUGUGCUACGUACUUCUUGAAGAAUACAGUAGCAAUGCUGGAGCAGCAAUUAGAAGUGACGUGGUACAUCAACAGAAUUUCUCAUCGGAGUUUAACAUUAUAACGAGUCUUGACAAUAAUGCCCCCAGUUUCGCAACACUUAUUGGGAACGUGACAGUGCACAGUGGACGAGAAGCUGUACUUUCAUGCACAAUUAGAGGAUUGGGCAAUUACAAGAUGGCAUGGCUACGAAUGAUUGAUCAAACAAUUCUUUCAAUGGGAAUGAGAUCUUUGAACAAUCCACAGAAAUUCUCUAUUACUGUUGAGAAUAUUAAACUGAAAUCAAAUCAAACACCUGGAAGGAAUGAAGAAGAAACAUCUUGGAAGCUUCACAUACGAGAUGUUAAAGAAUCUGACCGCGGUUGUUAUAUGUGUCAAGUUAAUACAAAGCCAAUGUUGAACCAACUGGGAUGUGUUGAUGUCUUGGUUCGUCCGGAUAUCCUGACAUCAGGAACAUCACAGGGUGAAGUUGUUGUCAAAGAAGGGGAGAAUGCAACACUAGAAUGUAAAGCAACUGGUCAUCCACAACCUAAGAUUUUUUGGAGGAAAGAGAAGGGCUCAAUACUGAAACGAGAUCGUGAUAACUUUGAACAUGUAAAGGAAUUAGUUGGUGAACGACUCGAAUUUAUCAAGGUAGACAGGAAGCAAAUGGGAGCUUAUUUUUGCAUUGCCAUAAACGAUGUACCCCCAGGAAUUAGUAAGCGAGUUUAUUUGAGAGUUCACUUUGCACCCUCGGUGAAAGUGAAUAAUGAACUAUUGAGUACACCACUGGGUACCAAUAUAAAACUGACAUGUGACAUUGAAGCUUACCCAAGAACAAUAAACUUAUGGAAACGCAACGACACAGUAGUGUCAAUAAGUAGCGACGGAAGAUUUGAGAGUUACGAGCGGCAGAAUCCGGACGAAGAGUGGAAAACGAGGAUUGAACUGGAGAUUAGAGAACUUCAGGAAAAGGAUUUUGGUCUGUACCAAUGUUCUGCCAAAUCAAGUAUGGGUGAAGCUAACGCAACAGUUCGAAUAAUCGAAAUGAAAAUAGUCACACAACCAACACGUGUAACUUCAGUCAGUCCGAAAAAAUUGAAUCGUGGAAGUGGAAAUUCUAUCCGGAUGACUACCCCGAAGCAAGGAUACAGUAAAGCAAGUACUCCUACCAUACAGAAAAGUACAUCAGUAUUUAUUCCAGAGAGAAGAAAAUACAUACCAACGACAACGAUAGAUCCAAGAUUGCAUUUAGCUAAAGAUCAAAAUGCCUUCAAACGUAAUAAUGAAAUGUUUCAUGUAAACAAUAGUUCGAAUACCUUUUUUAACUUGAAUUUAACUGUAUGCACAUUCGCAUAUCUUUUCAUUUACAUUACUUCCUUUUGAUUUCAAUUUAUUUUAUACUCCAAAGUAAAUGUUCCUCUAUAUCCCUUUUUUAUUGAAAAUACGAAUGAAGUGAGUUCCUUUUCUAUUUACCAUCACCAUUUACCAGCAAAGUUUAACUUAAUAAUGCUGCUCUUCGACGAGUCCCAUUUACACCGUUUCCAUUUUGACAGAGGAAAGAACAUAAGAGUAUAUAUACUAAUAUAACAUUUUUUAGUAUUCCUCUAAAGCAAAUUUUAUCAUAAAAUUUAUUUUCAUCUCAGUAUACUUUUCUCUCUCAUUAUAUUAGAAACAUUUAAAUACAUACGAAAUAUACAUUUGAAAGAACAUUCGUUAGUUGAUUCUAUUUUGAAUCAAAGGAUCAAUUUGAGUUGAGAUAAUUAUAUUUUUCUGGUGCUCUCAACUGUCUGUGAGAGAAAACAAUUUCUUGAACAAUAAUAUUUUUAGUGUUAGUUUAUAUUACGACAUU